AUGGUCAGACCAAGGUUCCAGUUGGGCAUGAUGUUUGGUAGUGUCGUGAUAUUGAGGGAUGCUCUUAGACUGAUGGCUUUAAAAAGGGGCUGGGAGUAUCAGUAUCAGAAGAAUGACAAGGUCAGACUAAAGGCUAUAUGCAAACAAGAUAAUUAUCCUUUUCUGCUAUUUGCUUCUAAAUUGCAACAUGAGGAUACUCUUAAGAUCAAGGAGUGGAUUCCUCGCCACACAUGCAUGGUGAGGAUGGUUGAGGGUUCCAUCCGAGAUCAGUUUGCAAGGUUAAAAGACUAUGCGAAUGAGUUGAAGAGGGUUAAUCCUGAUACCACAAUGGAUAUAAGGUGUGAUUUCAGCAACAGUAACAAGGAUCCACAGUUUCAAAGAAUGUAUAUAUGCUUGGGAGCCUUGAAGAAUGGAAUGAAAUCUGGUUGUAGAAGUGUGAUGGGCUUAAAUGGUGCAUUCUUGAAAAGUCCAUUUGGAGGCCAGCUUUUGACUGCUGUUGGUGUGGAUGCAAACAACAACAGCUGGGUUAUUGCAUAUGCUAUGGUGGAAAAUGAGAAUAAAGAUUCAUGGAUCUGGUUUUUGGAACUUCUUUGCAAGGACUUAGAUAUCAAGGAAGAUGGAGUAGGAUGGGUUUUUAUUAGUGACAAGCAGAAAGGCCUCAUUCCUGCAUGUCAAAUGGUGGUACCAAGCGCGGAAAUCAGAUUUUGUGUAAGGCAUAUGUGGACCAAUUUCAUAAAACUAUUUCGUGGAAAAGUUUUGAAAGAUCAAAUGUGGAAGUGUGUCAGGAAUACUACAAUGCCUUACUACCUUAAAGACAUCGAAGAGAUGAAUGAUCUUGAUAAGGAUGCAUACAAAUGGAUGACACACGAGGAUAGGCCUCCAAGACAUUGGUGUCAGGUAUUUUUCAACACAACCAGCAAUUGUGACAUAAUGGAUAACAAUAUAUGUGAGAGUUUCAAUGCAGUUAUCGUGGAUGCUAGAAAGAAGCCUCCCAUUACCAUGUUCGAAGAAAUAAGGUGGAAGCUUAUGAAGAGGAUUCAAAUGAGAAGGCAGAUAAUGGACAAGUAUGAGCACAAUAUUUGCCCUAAGCCAAGAGACACUUUGGAGAAGAACAAGAUCAAAUCUGCAGAUUGUACUCUAACUUUCAAUGGUGGGGAUAGAUUUGAGGUUGAAAACAUUCAAGGAACCAAGAAUGUUGUUGACCUAAGGCUGAGAACAUGUAGUUGCAGGAGCUAG
Fragaria vesca subsp. vesca is the source of this 1236-nucleotide messenger RNA. RefSeq lists its product as uncharacterized. The transcript is spliced from 3 exons. The record is from RefSeq and is a predicted model, not a curated record. Lineage: Eukaryota; Viridiplantae; Streptophyta; Magnoliopsida; Rosales; Rosaceae. Gene Ontology annotation, molecular function: transposase activity; DNA binding. Bases 1 to 1236 code for a protein of 411 amino acids. Gene Ontology annotation, biological process: DNA transposition.